Trypanosoma theileri is the source of this 999-nucleotide messenger RNA. Its product is annotated as glyceraldehyde 3-phosphate dehydrogenase, cytosolic. Bases 1 to 999 code for a protein of 332 amino acids. Gene Ontology annotation, biological process: glucose metabolic process. The transcript has a single exon. The record is from RefSeq and is a predicted model, not a curated record. Lineage: Eukaryota; Euglenozoa; Kinetoplastea; Trypanosomatida; Trypanosomatidae. Gene Ontology annotation, molecular function: oxidoreductase activity, acting on the aldehyde or oxo group of donors, NAD or NADP as acceptor; NADP binding; NAD binding.
AUGACCAUUAAAAUUGGCAUCAAUGGGUUUGGCCGUAUUGGCCGUAUGGUAUUCCGUGCUGCCCAACAACGGAAAGAUAUUGAAGUUGUUGGCAUCAAUGACCUUCUCGAUGCGGAGUAUAUGUCGUACAUGCUCCGAUAUGACUCUACUCACGGUCGUUUUGAAGGAACAGUGGCGGUGGAAAAUGGGGCUCUUAUCGUGAAUGGAAAGAAGAUUCGCGUAACGAGUGAGCGAGAUCCUGCAAAUCUUAAAUGGGCUGAAAUUGGUGCGGAGAUUGUUGUGGAAUCCACAGGUCUCUUUCUCACGGAAGAACUCACCAACAAACACCUUCAAGCUGGUGCAAAGAAGGUCGUUAUGACGGGACCACCAAAAGAUGAUACGCCAAUGUUUGUAAUGGGUGUAAAUAACACAACUUACAAGGGACAGAAGAUUGUUUCGAAUGCCUCCUGUACAACCAACUGCCUCGCACCACUUGCAAAAGUUAUUCAUGAUAACUUUGGUAUUGUUGAGGGACUCAUGACGACUGUACAUGCCACCACCGCUACACAGAAAACUGUGGAUGGUCCUUCCCAUAAAGACUGGCGUGGUGGUCGUGGGGCGGCGCAGAAUAUUAUUCCCUCCUCCACUGGAGCUGCAAAGGCGGUGGGAAAAGUUAUUCCCGCUCUUAAUGGGAAAUUAACGGGAAUGGCAUUCCGCGUCCCAACACCAAAUGUCUCUGUGGUGGAUUUAACCGUGCGUCUGGAGAAACCCGCCACAUACGCACAGAUUUCUCAGGCUAUUAAAAAGGCCUCAGAAGGAGAACUAAAGGGUAUUAUGGGUUACACAGAAGAUGAGAUUGUUUCUACCGAUAUAAAUGGUGUACCUCUCACCUCUGUGUUUGAUGCGAAAGCGGGCAUUUCACUCAACGAUCAUUUCGUAAAAUUAAUUGCAUGGUACGAUAACGAAACAGGCUACUCCCAUAAGGUGCUUGAUCUCAUUGCGUACAUAUCAAAACACUGA